UGCAUGCGUACAUGCGUCCCAAAAACUCCCAACACAAAAAUUGAAUUCUCAAGCUAGCUGGUUCCUAUAUAUGAACAAAAACCCUCUACAUUUCUGACAAGCCGUGAAAGAGAAACAUUGAAUCUAUCACCUCGAAGAGUAGAUCAAAGUGUCAAUGGGGAGCUCGGCGAAGGCUCUCCUCGCCGCCGUCGCUUUUUUGUUGGCGGUGCUGGAGCUCGGGCUUGUCGGCGCCAACUUCCAGGACCAGUGCGACAUCACGUGGGAGCCGCAGAACGCCAAGAUGGACGAGGGCGGCAACCACCUCACGCUUUCCCUCGUCAGCAACUCCUCGGGCUCUAUGCUCCGGACCAAGAAGCAGUUCAUCUACGGCAGCGUCUCCACGCUGAUCAAGCUGGUCAAGGGCAACUCUGCCGGCACAGUCACCACCUACUACACGUCGUCCAUCGGCGACAACCACGACGAGAUCGACUUCGAGUUCCUGGGCAACGAGACCGGCCAGCCUUAUACCUUCCACACCAACGUCUUCGCCGACGGCGUGGGCCAGAAGGAGAUGCAGUUCCGCCCCUGGUUCGACCCCACCACCGGCUUCCACAACUACACCAUCUUCUGGAACCCCUGCAUGAUCGUGUGGUUCGUGGACAGCAUCCCGAUCCGCGUGUUCCGGAACUACGCCAGCAAGGGCGUGCCGUUCCCGACGCGGCGGCCGAUGUACGCCUUCUCCAGCAUCUGGGCGGCAGAGGACUGGGCCACACAGGGCGGCCGCAUCAAGACGGACUGGAGCAAGGCGCCCUUCAUCGCCGAGUACCGCGGCAUCAACCUCCGCAUCUGCGAGUGCGACAGCGCCGGCGCGUGCGCCGGGAGCUGCGCGUCCUCCAACAACUGGUACGCCGCGACGGAGCUAUGCCAGCUGAGGAAGGAGCAGGUGAAGCAGAUGCGCGCCGUGCAGCUGGGGUACACCAUCUACGACUACUGCGCCGACGGCAAGAGGUACAAUGGCACGGUGCCCCCCGAGUGCAACAUGUCGCAGUACUGAUGGAUCUAUUCUUUUUUUUUUUUUUGCCCCCUCGAUGUAUACUCCAUUCUUUUUUUCCCUUUCUUGUUGAAUUUGAGGUGCAUGCAUUUUGCUUCGAAUUAAUCUGCAAAUGGUCAUUCUCUUCUGUAAUAACUUGGUGUGUAUAAACAGUUCAAAAAUUUUCGUGUUUGUUUUUGG
Messenger RNA from Phragmites australis (common reed), 1210 nucleotides. Its product is annotated as probable xyloglucan endotransglucosylase/hydrolase protein 26. Gene Ontology annotation, cellular component: cell wall; apoplast. The transcript is spliced from 3 exons. NCBI's taxonomy places the organism in Eukaryota, Viridiplantae, Streptophyta, Magnoliopsida, Poales, Poaceae. Gene Ontology annotation, molecular function: hydrolase activity, hydrolyzing O-glycosyl compounds; xyloglucan:xyloglucosyl transferase activity. The record is from RefSeq and is a predicted model, not a curated record. The coding region runs from base 155 to 1033 and encodes 292 amino acids. Gene Ontology annotation, biological process: xyloglucan metabolic process; cell wall biogenesis.